GGCACAAGAUUGGCAUGUCACAAUGUUGGAUUAUAGAUGGAUAUUGGCAACAGGAUAAAUUGACAUUUCUUUGAUGGACAAUGUAUUGCUUGAUUACUAUUAAGUCGAAUAGUAGAUGUUCAUUUGCAAGUAAAACAGAGUUACACGGCAACUUACAAACUCAGUACCUGAUGCAUACCCAAGUUGUUUGCGUCACAACUCUCAACAUGGUCGACAUCCAAAGGUCUCAACUCUGUACUUACAUGUCCGCCACUACGGCAUUCAGCAACAGAAACAGGCACUUUGGCCGAGUGUAAAUAACCAGGAUAACAUACAAAUUCUGUGUCCCGCAGCCCUUCCUACAACAAUAAUUGGACUUGGAUAUGUCAAGGCUUCCAAACUCUGUACUUGGUACGUACCCGCCUACCCGCGUACCUGCCUCUUGUACUGCCACAACUCAACACCAACAGUUGGUCAACCCUGUAUGUAGACAACUAACAUCACCACACUUCAACAACAAACAACAAGAAAAAGGCACUUUGGCCGAGUGGUCUAAGGCGCCGUGUUCAGGAUUUAUCUUGCUUCGCGGUCUAGUAAUAGGCGAGGGUUCGAAUCCCUCAGGUGUCAUUCUUUUUGCUGGUUUCUCUUGUUGUCCAACCCCCUUUACCGAACAGAGUACAAGUUGCGAAUGGCGGAGCAGAAGUUUUUCUGUUUUGGCGUCGGGUGUUUUUCUUGUCUCGUCUUUUUUGUGGUUGACAUUCUUGCGCCCACUCUCUGCUUACAUUCCCCUUGCUUGGUGGGGGGUUCGUGGGACGCUGGAAAUUGCGAGUAAUUGUUUUUGUCACACUGUCUCCUUUUUUGCUAUCCUGCGAAACAUUCUUUUUUGCACGUUAUCAAUGGACAGUCGAGUCACUUUGCAAUAUUACAACUUUCAUAGAUAGAGGCGAAAAACAAAAUGGCACGAAAGCGGCGAACUUUGCACAUCUUCCCACAGGAACCCCCAAAAAAUCCAACGUCC
Trichoderma harzianum CBS 226.95 is the source of this 997-nucleotide messenger RNA. RefSeq lists its product as hypothetical. The transcript has a single exon. Lineage: Eukaryota; Fungi; Ascomycota; Sordariomycetes; Hypocreales; Hypocreaceae. Bases 363 to 920 code for a protein of 185 amino acids. The record is from RefSeq and is a predicted model, not a curated record.